Messenger RNA from Aplysia californica (California sea hare), 1469 nucleotides. RefSeq names its product agrin. Gene Ontology annotation, molecular function: protein binding. Lineage: Eukaryota; Metazoa; Mollusca; Gastropoda; Aplysiida; Aplysiidae. The record is from RefSeq and is a predicted model, not a curated record. Gene Ontology annotation, biological process: multicellular organism development; cell differentiation.
UGUCUGCGGAACCGACGGACAGACCUACGUGAACGAGUGUGAGAUGAGAAAGUCUUCCUGCGCCAAGAGCAACAUGGUGGAGGUGGACCGGUUCGGCGAGUGUGACGGGGACAGCAUUGAGUUGUCGGGCUCUGGAGACGGUUCCGGGGACGUGUCCGAUUCUUUUGACGAGGAGACCAUCCCUCACGCCAAGACGAUCUGCAACCAGGACAACUGCAUCAAGUUUGGCGGCACCUGUGAGCUCGUCGGGUUCCAGCCCAAAUGCUCGUGCGCCUUCAACUGUGAGGCUAUCAGAAAACCGGUGUGUGGCUCUGACGGCCGUACCUAUGGCAACCAGUGUAUGAUGCUGCACCAGUCGUGCAUCCGGCGCAUGGUCAUCAAGGAACAGCCCAUGGAGAACUGUGACGAGUUUGACAGCGAGGAGCCGUGCGAUGGAGCCACGCCCAUGAUUAACCCCACCUCUGGCAACGACUAUGACUGUAGCCCGGGGAAAGACAUGUGCCCUCCUAUGAGUUAUUGCCACAUCACUCUAGCCUUCUCCAAGUGUUGUAAAGACGAUACCAGCCCCAUCCGUCAGUGUUCGGAGACCCAGCACGGAUGCUGCUCUGACGGGAAAACUCCAGCUAAAGGACCCAGGAAUGGCGGUUGUCCAGAGGUGUGCGACUGCAACUCGAUGGGCUCCUACAGCACGACCUGUGACCCGCGCACCAAGCAGUGCACGUGCAAGCCAGGUGUUGGCGGGAAGCGCUGUGACAGAUGUGACAUUGGCUACUGGGGAUUGCACAGGAUCGGGGAGUCCGGGAACGCUGGGUGUAUACCGUGCAGCUGUAACAAGCUGGGCUCUGACCGGGACGACUGUGAUCAGAUGACCGGGCGUUGCGUGUGCAAACCACUCAUCACAGGCAUGAAGUGUGACCUGUGCCAGAACGGCAAUAUCCUGGGUGUCGACGGCUGCAGAGACACGUUCAUGCCCGACACGUGCUCCGAGGUGGACUGUCUGUACGGCGCCACGUGCAGGAAGGAGCGUAGCCGGCCCGUCUGUGUCUGUGAGCACGUCUGCGACUCUGACAGCGAGGCUCCCGACAUCGUCUGCGGCUCAGACGGCCAGAACUACGGGUCUGAGUGUCAACUAGAGCUGUUUGGAUGUCGCCUGCAGAAGCUGAUCACUGUCGCGCACUACGGCGCCUGUAAAGGCGCUCCACCCACCCCCCAGACCACCAGCUCGCCAGUGACCAAGUCCCGGAAGACGACCAGACACAUCGAGGGCGGCGAUCAGAACCCGGAUCCUUUCGGCAACAGCAAGGAGGAGAAAGAUGGCGACCAAUCUGGGGAAGUGGAGAAAUGCAACAACAUUGACGAGCUGUGCCUCAAGGACCAGGACUGUUGCGCCAGUUUCAGCCACUGCCAUAACGGACUGUGCAACUGUUUCGAUGGUUACAUCCCUUCCCUGGACAACAGCGAAUGCUUCG